CGAAGUGCCGGGGCGAGCCCGGCCCGCGUCAGGGCUUGGGGGAGGCUCUGGAUUCUCGAGCGCUCCCCGUAAAUUGUCCUCGGCGGCGUGAGCCGGACUCUGCUGCCCCCAGAUACCAGGACGAGGGAGUUUGGCCACUAGUGCUGUUAGAAGAGGAAGAUUAAAAAAAAAUACUUUUGAUCAACAAUCUCAAGCCAUUGGUUGAAUAUCCAUCAAAAGAGUUAAGCAAAGAAUGGAGAAGAAAGCAGACUUCAGGGAUGGUAUGGUUAGAAAACCACCUUUCUCUCCAAAGGUAUUGUCUUCUAAGAAGUCUUCUCUCAGCUCUGGGACCCGGAGGCAGUUACCUAGACCCAGUCAUCUAGCACAGUAUACCACCUCGCGCACCUGGACCAAACAGGGCCGAUUAAGAGAAUUGCGCGUCAGAUGUGUGGCCAGAAAGUUUUUGUAUUUGUGGAUUCGAAUGACUUUUGGAAGAGUAUUUCCCUCUAAAGCCAGAUAUUACUUGUACAAUUUGAUGUUCCAGAACUGGAGGACUUAUGUUUACCAACAACAGGAGAUGAGGAGCAAGUACCUUAAAGCCGAGAAACAUGAUGUAAAGCUAAAGCUACAAAAGUCCUGGAAGUCCUGGUUGAUCUACGUGUUUGUUCGUAGAACCAAAUUUCACAUGCACACUACUGCUUUGGAGUUUAGGCAGCGGAGCAUUUUAUGGGUAUGGUGGAGCAAGUGGAAGCAGCAACUAAGACAAGCCUAUGUGAAUCACGCUCUCCAUGUUACAGCUGUGAGGCACAACGCCCUGAGCCUCCAACUGCAGGCUUGGUCACGGUGGCAAAAAGAACUCCAGCACAGUCAGCAGGAGAGAUUAAAGGUGGUUUUUGCAAUGCAACACCAUGAGCACCGGCAAAAGCAGAGAUCCCUGAAGGCAUGGCUUAAAUACCUGCAUGUCCGCAGGAAGAAGAGGCAACAGAAUGAGACAGCAGAGCGAUUCCACCAUGUCACUGUGCUGCAGAUACACUUCUGUGACUGGCAGUGGGCCUGGCAAUGGAGGCAGAGCUUGUCCGCCCACCAGGCCCUGGUGGAGGAGCUGGCCAGGAAGAUGGCACUGCGGAGGGUCUUCACACAUUGGAAACACUAUAUGCUGCUGUGUGCCGAAGAAGCUGCCCAGCGGAAGGUGGCAGAAGAGCACCACCAACACAGGCUGCUGUAUUUUUGCUUCAGAGCUCUAAGAGACAAUGUGACCCGAAUCCAUCUCCAACGAAUAAGGAAGAAUCUUGCUCACCAACAGCACGAUGUCAUGCUGCUGCGCAGGUUCUGGAACCUCUGGCAGUCUCAGAUUGAGCAGAGGAAGGAGCGAGAUCAGCUCCCUUUAUCGCAUGCAGCCCGAGGCCACUACAGGGUGACAUUGCUGCGCAAGUGUAUCCAAUUGUGGCUCCGGUAUGUUCAGAAGAGAAGAUACAAACGGCUCCUGAAGGCCAGAGCAGACCGUCAUUUCCAGCAGAGAGCCAUGCCCACUGCAUUCCACACUUGGAACAGACUUUGGCGACGGCACCAGCAGGAUUAUAUCCUCAAUGCAAGAGCUGUCCGUUUCCACAGUCGAACUGUCAAGUGGAGCCCCUUGGAACCUGCGCACACACGCACGCACACACUCGCACACACCAGUCCCUCAGCUCCAGCUGACCGCUCUGUCCUGGAUCUGCAGUGUGCAGCACUGCAGGCAGCCGAGCAACUGCAGUUGAUGCGAGCAGACCUGCAUGGCCAGCACGCCACACUGCACAGGGCACUGCAGAAGUGGCUGGAGUACCAGGGCAGGGUGCGGCGCGUGCUGCAGGAGGUGGCCGCCCGGCAGAGCCAGCGCAGGAGGCAGCUGCUGCGGUGGGUGUUGCAUCGCUGGAGAGAGAAUGCUGUGGCCCGUGCGGAUAAAGCCAGGAAAACCUUGGCAGCCUAUGUCCACUACCGAAGGACACUGUGUUCCAAGGUCUUGGCCCAGUGGAGGGAGGUGGCGUCUAUGCAGAUCUAUUACCGGCAGCAGGAGGCAGCGGCCCUCAGGGAGGCCCAGAAGGUGCUGGAGAGAGGUUGUCUCCAGACUUGGUUUGGCCGCUGGCAGGCCCGCAGGCAGCAGAGAGCUCGGCUGGAGCGGGCAGCCCGGCACCACGGGCGGCAGCUGCUGCUGGCAGGCAUGUCUCGGUGGAAGGCACACCAUCGGCAGUGUACCAGGAAGAGGCAACUGCAAUGGCAGGGCACCCGCUUCCUCGCACAGAGACUCAGCCGGGCCUGCUUCCGCCAGUGGAGACAGCAGCUGGUGGCCAGGAGACGAGAGCAGCAGAGUACAGCUCGGGCCCUGUGGUUCUGGGCCGUGUCACUACAGGCAAAGGCGUGGGCUGCAUGGCUAGACUUUGUGUUGGAGAGGAGGAGGAAAAAGGUGCGGCUGGAGCGCGCAGUGCAGGCCCACCACCAGCAGCUCCUACAGGAGGGCGCUACGAGACUCCUGCGCUUUGCAGCCAGCAUGAAGGCGCUCCGGCAACAGCUCCAGGCCCAGCAGCAGAUCCAGGCAGCCCACAGCCUCCACCGUGCAGUCCGACGCUGUGCCGAGCUCUGGAAACAGAAGGUGCUUGGCCAGGACAGGGAGUCUCGGCCCCCAGCCCUCGUCACCUCCAGCAGGAGAGUGACCUUUGAAGGUCCCCUUGCCAACCGCAUUGCUGCUGGGGCGGGGGAUGCCACGCUGGAGACCACAAGGCGGCGAGCCCCAAGGCCUCAGGGUGCCUCCAGCAUCCAGACACCGGCCGGGGAGUCCUACCUUCCUGAGCUGAGUGCUGCCCGCUCCACCAGGAAGCAGCCACGAUGCCCACACUUCUUGCUGGAGCCUGUGCAGGGCAAGCGGCCACCAGGAUGUGGCACCCUAGGGGGACCAGGGCCCGGGAAGCCUCAGGAGCAGGAUCCAGGCGUGGCUCAGCCAGCAGGCCCUUUCCAGACGAGGCCCUUCCUGUUUGGGGCCUUGAGCAUCUCUGAGAAGCUGUCAUUGCCUCCACCCUCCUUCUUGCCCCACGGGGUGGGCACACCGGGCAGGGCAUCAGCACCGCCCACUCCCCCUCAGACUAAGCCCCAGAUGCCCCCAGCCCUGGCUUGUGGUGCUGCCUCCCAUCCGCUCCUCCCCGGAGACUUCACAGUCCCUGGGCCUGCACGUGUGCCAGAGGCUGCAGGCCAUGAAGAACUUGAGGCCGAGCUGGAGGAAAUCCAGCAGCAGUUACAGCAUUACCAGACCACUAAGCAGAACCUCUGGUCCUGUCAGCGCCAAGCCGGCAGCCUGCGUAGGUGGCUGGAGCUGUGCCAGGAGGACCCAGGGCCUGAGGACCGGGACGCAGAGCAGCAGGUGCAGAAAGAACUGGAGGAGGUGGAACUGCAGAUCCAGCAGCUAACCGAGGAACUCCAGGUCCAGCGCCAGCCCAUUGGGGCCUGCAUUGCCCGCAUCCGGGCCCUGCGGGGGGCCCUGUGCUAGGAGCACAGCAGAGGCCACUUCAGGACAAACCCAAUAACAGAAUGCAAAG
Messenger RNA from Dipodomys ordii (Ord's kangaroo rat), 3539 nucleotides. It is a transcript of the gene Sfi1, whose product is annotated as Sfi1 homolog, spindle assembly associated (yeast). Gene Ontology annotation, molecular function: phosphatase binding. NCBI's taxonomy places the organism in Eukaryota, Metazoa, Chordata, Mammalia, Rodentia, Heteromyidae. The transcript is spliced from 30 exons. The coding region runs from base 233 to 3490 and encodes 1085 amino acids. The record is from RefSeq and is a predicted model, not a curated record.